Xiphophorus maculatus (southern platyfish) is the source of this 2251-nucleotide messenger RNA. RefSeq names its product transcription factor 25 (gene tcf25). The record is from RefSeq and is a predicted model, not a curated record. NCBI's taxonomy places the organism in Eukaryota, Metazoa, Chordata, Actinopteri, Cyprinodontiformes, Poeciliidae. Bases 112 to 2187 code for a protein of 691 amino acids. The transcript is spliced from 18 exons. Gene Ontology annotation, molecular function: protein binding. Gene Ontology annotation, cellular component: RQC complex.
GAAAGAGUCUGUGAAUUUUACCCUCAUCUGACUGGUGUGGUAUUGACAGCUAUGAAAACAACAUUUUAACACUAUACAGUUUAUAUUUAGUCAAGCCACACAUAGUCUACAAUGUCUACACGGGCCUUGAGAAGACUCAAAGGGAAACAGAGGGGUCAGGAGGCCUUGGACCUCGGGGACCUAAGUUUGGGAGACAGCCCGGAGGAGCAGGUUGAAGCUGAGGUUGGGGAGGAGCAGCUGGACACGGCUAAUGCUGCUAAUGCUGCUAAUGUUUCUCCUCCUUCCAAUAGCAAAAGCAGCAGCAGCCGAAAGACAAAGAAAAAUAAGGCUCAGGAAAACUUCAGUAACAUUUAUGAACUGAUAUGUGAUGCAGAAAAUGAGUCAGAUAGAGUUUCACCCGAUGAAGAUCCAGUGAAAAAUAAAGCAAGUGGAACCAAAAAGAAUAAUAACAAAGAUGUUGAGAAUCAAGGUCAAGAGCAUGAGGAAGAGUCCACAAAGUCGGGAGACAGAGUUAAAAAGAAGAAAAAAAAGAAGAAAACUAAAACGACAUCAGAGGAUGGACAAUUAAAUGGAGCUGCAACUGAAAAUAUUGAUUUACUGCUGGAGAACCUGGAGCUGUCCAACGGUGUGAGUCUGCAAAGUGAGGACUGCGGCGGCUCAGUCAGAAAAUCUGUGCUUCAUGUGGAACACAGGAAUCUCAACCCAGAGACUGAACUGAAGAGAUACUUUGGGGCUCGGGCUGUUCUGGGUGAUCAAAGACCUCGGCAAAGAAACAGGCACUUUCACCGCAGCACUUGGAUUACCAGCCCAAAGGAGAGCUGGCCUCGCUUUAGCCGACCCGGAAUCUCGAUGACCUUGCUGGAGUCCAAGAAUGGCGUUCAUUAUUUCACCUUUGAGCACAACCGGGACUACCAACAAGCGCAGUUCAAGUUCUUAGAUGCUGUUGAGUCCAUGGAUCCCAACAACAUUGUGGCUCUGCUUCAGCUAAACCCGUAUCACAUCGAUUCCCUGCUGCAGCUUUCUGACGUUUGCAGGAUACAGGAGGAUCAAGAGAUGGCGCGCGACCUCAUCGAACGGGCUUUGUACAGCUUCGAGUGUGCUUUUCACCCUUUAUUCAGCCUAACAUCAGGAACCAGCCAGCUGGACUAUUUGCGACCAGAAAACAGAGCAUUUUAUCUGGCUCUUUAUAAGCACAUGAUGUUCCUGGAGAAGAGAGGAUGCCCACGGACCGCUUUGGAGUACUGCAAACUGAUCCUUUGUUUAGACCCAGACUCCGACCCGCUUUGCAUGCUGCUGCUCAUCGAUUUCCUCAUGCUUCGUUCCAGAGAGUACAAGCCUCUCCUUCAGCUGUAUCAGGACUGGGAGGAGCAUAGAAAUCUGUCUCAGCUGCCAAACUUUGCAUUCUCCUGCGCACUCUGUCAUUUCCACCUGAGUCAGCAAGAUGAUGUGGAUCCUGAAGAAAGUGACAAACAGAGGCAACAAGCUGACCAGAUGCUGCAGAGCGCUCUCAUAAUGUUCCCUGGAGUUCUGAUGCCUUUGCUGGAUCUAUGCACUGUUCAGCCUGACAGCACAGUCUCUUCCCAUAGCUUCUUUGGUCCAAAGAGUCAGAUAGGGCAGCCACCAGCUUUGGCUGAGCUCACGGCUCUGUAUGUGGGGAGAACGUACAGCCUGUGGAAGGAGGCGGUGGUAAUGCUCUGGCUGGAGGAGUCAGUGAAGGAGGUGCUUCGCCGGGUCGAUGCCAAAGAUCCUCUCGUAGAGGACUGUGAGAACAAGAGAAAGCAGAGAUACCAGAGUGCACCAAGAAACAUCCAUCGCCAUGUUCUCCUCUCUGAGAUUAAAGAAGCCACCUCGACUCUGCCUCUUGAGGUGACCAUUCAGCCUGUGAUGGGUUUUGACCCUCUGCCUCCACUGGACUCUGUGAUUUCAUACACCAGACCAGAAAGGCAGCAUGUUGGUGCAUCCAAUGAGAGCACGCUGUCGCUGUUUUUCCGUUCUUUGCUCCCAAACUUCAACCUUCAGGGCGGACUGAGACAGGAGGAUGACAUGGAAGUAGCGCGAGUCGGCCAGGAGUUGAACCAGGAGGUGAAUCGUCUGAUGGUGGCCAUGAGGGACAUGCUGGCAAACAUCCGAUUCCAGGAGCCGCCCAGAGAGGACAACCCCUACAGGGACGAGGACGAAUGGGACUGAGAGAGCAGCGCUCAAAAUGCAAAGAGUUGAAAUAAAAACAGAAGACAUGUUCUUACGGCUAUGA